ACGCUUUUUUUGUCAGUGGAUUUUAUUUGAUUUCGCUAGAAAAUAUACGUUUUGACGGAUUUUUUUUUUAUUGUAAAUUUGAACAUUUAAUUUAUUUCCAACCCUUCACUAAACUUUUUAUUAAAAUAAGUCUGCGGAUGUCCAGAAAAUAACCUUUAAAGUCGACGUGGGCGCGUGAUCAUCAUCAUGGAAGGAUGACAUGCAUUCAUUAUGACGAGGCAAAGGGCUGCUCGGAUUGCAGGUCACGGGUAUAUGUCGUGGUCGUUCGCUUGGUUGAGGAGAACUGACCCGGUCCAGUGGGACCGUUUGUUUCGUGCCGCUUUGUAAGUUGACACGGAUAUAGUGCGCGCGUGACCUUCAGAGCGACAUCAUGGAUCUCACGCGCCUGGCUGUGGAUGCCGGUCAGUUCAUCAACCGAACUGUUCAGUUGACAGAGGAAAGUCUUGGCCAAACCGAUAAGACUGCGUUGGAUCCCGGGCUGGAGGAGCUGCUGGCCCUCGCGGACGCAACCAAAGUCUGGACGGAGCAGAUCAUCACCCAGACGGAGGUUUUGCUGCAGCCUAAUCCCGGAGCGCGUUUGGAGGACCGCCUCUACGAACACCUGGAGUGGAGCGCCCCACCCCGACCGCGGGCGCACGAACUGCUGGGGGAGGAAAUGGUCCAGGCCGGUCUGGAGGUCGGAUCCACCACACCCUAUGGAACGGCGCUGAUGAGGUGUGGAGGGACCCAGAAGCAGCUUGGAGAAACGGAGAGGAAGUUUGUGCAAAGCGUCAACAUUCAUUUCCUCACGCCACUGCGCUGUUUCACCGAGGGGGAGUACAGAGCCAUACAGAAUGAGCGCAAGAUGUUGGUGAACAAGCGCUUGGACUUGGACAUAGCAAAGAGCAGACUAAUGAAAGCCCAUCAGGCUGACACAGAGGCCAGAAACCUGAAUUCAAACCCGCUCAAAGACGACUACCUGUCUCAAGUGUCUUAUAUGUUCAGCUUCCUGCGGAUUAAAUGGCUGAAGAUGUGGGCUCAGGAAAUCUGUCAGGCAGAGAUGGAGCUGAGAAUCUGCCAGAGUCUUUUCGAUCGACAGGCAGAGAUUACUCGACGGCUUCUGGAAGGACUCGGCAGCACUCACAUCAGUCACAUGCGCAGUUUAACAGAUUUCGUGGACGCUCAGGCCUCUUACUUUGCUGAGUGCCAACAACAUGCUGAAGAGCUUCAGAAACACCUCGCAAGCAUCCCAGCUGUCUUCUGCUCCAACAACUGGCAGUCUGCACGCUCCACCUGUGUCAAUGCAAAGACUGUUGACUUGGAUGACAUCACAUCCGCGCCUGCAGUUGUCCACCAGCUUCCAGACUUCGAUCAGGACUCGUGGUCUCUAAACUCCCCGACCAAAACUGAGAAGGAUUCUUCUUUAACUGCUCUGGAUCCCACCAACAACAACGUCUCAACUCACAGCCGCACAAGCCGGGAUUAUUCGGCCAGCAGACUCCCCGCCGCAGCCACAGAUGCAGCCUCUGUCAGGACCGUCGGUGAGGCGGUGCCAACAAACACUCGUCCUGUUAGCGAAACAACCGCAGCAGAGGAUGCACUGCUGGGAUCACGCAGACAGGACGCAGCAUCAACGCCCGUCACCCUUCAGCCGAUGUCUGAUGAUCGUAGAACAUUAGGAGGACCAACAUGCAUUAUGCCAAAUGAAUCCCACAGGGGAGAGAACCCCCCGCAGCUGUAAAUACGUUUAUUCUCCAAACAUGGCAUCAUCAUGAAUUAUUCAUGUCUAAAAAGGAAUUGAGUCUUUCCUGGUAGCAACAAGUGGAACGACUCCCGACUCAUUUCCCUUCACUACAUCUCAGGUUUUAGAAAACACUUUGUGCCAAACAUUUGUGUCAGUAUUUGUGUGAAUCUUUAAACUGCCAGAGUUAUUAAAAUAUAUAUACUGUAUAUGUGAAUGUGAUAGUCUGUCACUGAUGCCAACCAAUGGCUGUAGAUGUCAACACCCAGGUUGAAUUGGGCUUUUUAUGCUUUCUGCUGUUCCCUGCUGUUUUUCACAAGCAAAAGCAAUGUUCCCCUCUUUACGGUAUUGUGUUUUUACAUUUUUUCCCUUUAAAAGCCUCCAUUUUUCCAUUUCCAUGUGAUUUUUCCGGUCAGUCUUAUGUACCAAUUAGAAAGCUUCAUAAAUAUAGAGUUUUUAAAGUGUCUAAAGAUUCUGUAAACUUGCAUCAAGGUUCAAGUUUGAAACUUCCAGUCAAAGCUUGAGAGGAGAAAUAAAAAAAACAUGCAAAUUACAA
Oryzias latipes (Japanese medaka) is the source of this 2276-nucleotide messenger RNA. RefSeq names its product endophilin-B1. Lineage: Eukaryota; Metazoa; Chordata; Actinopteri; Beloniformes; Adrianichthyidae. The record is from RefSeq and is a predicted model, not a curated record. Gene Ontology annotation, cellular component: cytoplasm. Gene Ontology annotation, molecular function: protein binding.